Messenger RNA from Linum trigynum, 941 nucleotides. NCBI's taxonomy places the organism in Eukaryota, Viridiplantae, Streptophyta, Magnoliopsida, Malpighiales, Linaceae. The record is from the annotation of a GenBank genome assembly.
GCCGUGACACAACCCAACGGGUUAAUUAGAUCUUCACAAAUCUUGAAAUGUCAUAGUACGACCUAAACGGUGUCGUUUAUGGUCAGACCCUUGCCAGCCAUUGCCAAUCCGCCGUUGGCGCAAACUAUUCCCUAACCAGUUUGACGGAACUCGGAAGGAAGACUCCGUCGCCUCGAACCUCCACAACAGUCCACACCUCUUUGCUUUCACUCCCGCAGCAAAAAAUGGCGUCGAGGGUCGCAAUUCUGAGAAGCAUCGUCGGCAAUAUUGGGCGCAGCACUUCAGUAUCCAGACGUUGGAUACACAAUGUCGCCGCCGCCAUCAUAACUCCGUCGUUGAACAAUUGCCUCCACCAUCCGUCUCUUCCUCCGCCUCUGCUAUUUCCGUGGUCUCUUCCGAACCCGGGGAGGGAUGGCGAGUGGAGAAACGACGUGGGAAUUGGUGGCGAUUUGGGAGGAUUAGGGUUCCCGGGUUUCCCUGGCGGCGAAGCCAUGGAGCUAGCUGUUCCUAAGAGAAAGGUUACUCCUCAUAAGAGAGGAAUAAGAAAUGGUCCAAAGGCUUUGAAGCCAACACCUGUGAUUAUUCGCUGUCGGGUUUGUGGCCGUGUUAAGCUGCCACACUUCUACUGUUGCAGUGGACGCAAGGAGACCGUGAACGAGAAAAAUGGCUAAAGUCGUAAUACAAUGAACCGAGUUCUCUAUGUGAAGCAGCUUAAGGGAUUGAAGAUCUCAGAGCUAAAGCGAAAUUCUUGUAUGCCUUUCCCCCCCUUGUUAUCAUUAGAGCUUCUGCAGAGAUAUCUUUACUUGCUGGUGGUUGUGCUUCAUUUGUUUUGUUCUGUUUCCUAGAAAUGCCCUAACUUCCUAUCAAUAAGUUUCAUCACCCCCCUUUUCAUGUUCAGAAGAUCAUUAUCUGUUGUGGCGACACCAGCUUGCUUUAGCAAC